Messenger RNA from Jaculus jaculus (lesser Egyptian jerboa), 1518 nucleotides. Its product is annotated as steroid 17-alpha-hydroxylase/17,20 lyase. The record is from RefSeq and is a predicted model, not a curated record. Gene Ontology annotation, molecular function: steroid 17-alpha-monooxygenase activity; iron ion binding; heme binding. Gene Ontology annotation, biological process: progesterone metabolic process; hormone biosynthetic process. NCBI's taxonomy places the organism in Eukaryota, Metazoa, Chordata, Mammalia, Rodentia, Dipodidae. The coding region runs from base 1 to 1518 and encodes 505 amino acids. The transcript is spliced from 8 exons.
AUGUGGGAGCUCUCGGCUCUCCUGCUGCUCGCCCUAGCCUAUUUCUUUUGGUCCAGGGUAAAGCCCUCUGAUGCCAAGUUCCCCAAGAGUCUUCCAUUCCUGCCCGUGGUGGGCAGCCUACCAUUUCUUCCCAGACAUGGCCACAUGCAUGCCAACUUAUUCAAGCUGCAGAAAAAAUAUGGCCCCAUCUUUUCUCUGCGGAUGGGUUCCAUUCCUAUGGUGAUUGUUGGCAACCACCAGCUGGCCAAAGAAGUGCUUGUCAAGAAAGGCAAAGAAUUCUCAGGGCGGCCCCAGAUGGUGACUCUAGACCUCCUGUCCCACCAAGGAAAAGGCAUCGCUUUUUCUGACUCCGGUGCCCACUGGCAGCUGCACCGGAAGCUGGUGCUGGGCACCUUUGCUCUGUUCAGGGAUGGUGACUACAAGUUGGAGAAGAUCAUAUGUCAGGAAGUCAGCACACUGUGUGAUUUUCUGGUCACCUACAAUGAGAAGGCCAUAGAUCUGUCCUUACCUGUAUUCGCGUCGAUAAUCAACGUUAUCUGCUCCAUCUGUUUCAACACUUCUUACAAGAACGGGGAUCCUGAGCUGAUGACCAUUAGGACAUUCACAAAGGGGAUCCUGAAUAAUCUGGACCAAGAAAAUCUAGUGGACAUCUUCCCCUGGUUGAAGCUCUUUCCCAAUAAAGCCCUGGGAAUGAUAAAGAAGUAUGUGGAAAUGCGAGAUGGAGUGUUUAUUAAAAUAUUGGAAAAGCACAAGGAGAAAUUCAACAGUGACUCUAUCACCAACCUGCUAGACCUACUGAUUCAGGCCAAGAUGAACGCAGACAACAACAAUGGUGGCCCAGACCACGAUUCCAAUAUGUUUUCGGACACGCACAUCCUUGCUACAGUAGGGGACAUCUUUGGGGCUGGUGUGGAGACCACCAUGUCUGUAGUGAGUUGGAUUGUGGCUUUCCUACUGCACAAUCCCGAGGUAAAGAAGAAGAUUCAUAAGGAGAUUGACCAGAAUAUAGGCUUUAGCCGGACACCAACUUUUAACGACCGGACUCACCUCCUCAUGCUCGAGGCCACCAUCCGAGAGGUGCUGCGCAUCAGGCCUGUGGCCCCCAUGCUUAUCCCCCACAAAGCUAACGUUGACUCCAGCAUCGGAGAGUUCACCAUACCCAAGAACACACACGUGGUCGUCAACCUGUGGGCCCUACAUCACAAUGAGAAGGAGUGGCCCCAGCCAGACCGCUUCAUGCCCGAGCGCUUCUUGGAUCCGACAGGGGGGCAUAUCAUCACGCCCUCCUUAAGCUACCUGCCCUUCGGAGCCGGUCCCCGCUCCUGUGUGGGGGAGGCCCUGGCCCGGCAGGAGCUCUUCCUCAUCAUGGCCUGGUUGCUGCAGAGGUUUGACCUGGAAGUGCCAGAUAAUGGGCAGCUGCCCAGCUUGGAGGGUGACCCAAAGGUGGUCUUUCUGAUCCACCCUUUCCAAGUGAGGCUCAAGGUGCGCCAGGCCUGGAAGGACGCCCAGGCUGAGUAG